Messenger RNA from Fusarium vanettenii 77-13-4, 1701 nucleotides. RefSeq lists its product as uncharacterized. The record is from RefSeq and is a predicted model, not a curated record. Bases 49 to 1701 code for a protein of 550 amino acids. The transcript has 4 exons. NCBI's taxonomy places the organism in Eukaryota, Fungi, Ascomycota, Sordariomycetes, Hypocreales, Nectriaceae.
GUCCACAGCUGAAUCACACACAUCACAACCUCUGCAUCUGUACCAACAAUGCAUAUUCGCACACCACUGACUGCUCGCAUCGUCGCAACCGACAAUGUCCCCCUUCUUGGUCAAUCCUUUGCCAGCAACUUUGACCUUUCCAAAUCAAAGGCCAUCGAAGACGCCAAGGCCAAGUUUCCAAGUCUCAUCGAAGAACUCUUCGAAUCCAAGGCCCUCGACAAGGAUGGUCUCAUCUUUUCCCUUGACGUCUUCUCGGCUAGCACAAACAGCUCCAUCUAUAGCUACAGGCACGUCGGAAAGAAUGAGGAAAAGUCCCUUACUGCUGGCAAUCUGACCGACACGACGAUUUCUCGCACCGGAAGCGUUUCGAAGCUCUUUACCGCGUAUGCCUUUAUCGCCAAGGCAGGCAUGGAGGUGUUUAGUCACCCCGUUACCAGGUAUCUCCCUGAGCUAGCUGGCAACAAGAGCGAGAACCCUCUGGAAAGAAUAGACUGGGAUGAGAUCACUGUUGGCACGCUUCUGUCCCAUCAAGCUGGCACUGGAGGAGUUUCAGAGGGUCUAAUUUUGGAGGGCCUCAAACAUUACCGAGAUCUUAGGCGUCCAACAACGACUGCGCACCACACGGCUCUGUACUCCGAUGGUGGCUUCAGUCUCUUGACUAUUAUCUUCUCCCGCCUGACAGGCAAGCCGUACGGCGAAGCCGUCAAGGAAAUUCUCUUUGAGCCUCUCGGACUGGACCAGAUGUCAUCAGGAGCGCCCAACGGUUCAGACAUUGAUGCGAUUGAUCGUAGGCCCGUUGAUAACUCUAGCUCGUGGGGUGGUAACCCUGAGUUUGUCGCUGGAUCUGGUGGUAUUUACGGCAGCACCCGAGAUUUCCGUCUUGCUGGUCUAUCCAUCUUGAACUCUGAAAUCCUCUCUGCCGCCACUACUAAAGCCUGGAUGAAGCCCUUGAGCGGAACUGGCUCCCUAGUUGAGCUUGUUGGCGCUCCGUGGGAAAUCCAGCGUCUUAUGAUCCCUGCCACUCCUGGCUCAAAUCGCACCCGUCUCUCUGACCUUUACACCAAGGCGGGUGGAAAUGGUGACUACACUGCCAUUAUUGCUCUCUCUCCUGACCACGGCAUCGGCUUCUCUCUCUUGGUGGCUGGUAGCUCGGCUACUCCAGCUCGCUGGCCCCUGCGUGGCGCUCUUGGCGAGACCUUUAUCCCAGCUGCCGAGGCCGCCGCAGCGGAGAACGCAAAGGAGAGCUUCACGGGCACGUUUGUCGCUGAAGGUGCAGAGGGUACCAACCUUACCAUUACCUUCGACGAGGGCAAGCCUGGAUUGGGCCUAGAUUCCUUGUAUUUCGAGGGUGUUGAUAUCCGCUCCCAAAUUCUCGGAUCACUUGAGCCCUUUCCCAUGUCAGUUCGACUCUACCCGGCCGGUAUCACUUCUUCAAAGUCCCUUUCCGCUCUGUAUAAGAGCAAGGGCAAGAUUUCCGUCAAGCACACGGCGGUCAUCAGUCCCCUUCCACUAACGCCUCGGGCUGAUGUCGAGGGUGGCAAGGGAGGUCUGUUUGACAAUUCGCAGGCUUGGAUGAGCAUUGGACAAUAUGGAUCUGGGGAUGAGUUUGUGUUUAACCUUGUUGAUGGAAAACUGGAGAGUGUGACGAGCAUUGCUUUGAGAGAUGCUGGUGUUGAAGGGGACCUGAAGCGAGUUGAUUAG